This is a messenger RNA of Tricharina praecox, 983 nucleotides long. Its product is annotated as putative ARP2/3 complex 20 kDa subunit (p20-ARC). Gene Ontology annotation, cellular component: actin cytoskeleton; Arp2/3 protein complex. Gene Ontology annotation, molecular function: actin filament binding. The record is from RefSeq and is a predicted model, not a curated record. The coding region runs from base 220 to 729 and encodes 169 amino acids. The transcript has 4 exons. NCBI's taxonomy places the organism in Eukaryota, Fungi, Ascomycota, Pezizomycetes, Pezizales, Pyronemataceae. Gene Ontology annotation, biological process: actin filament polymerization; Arp2/3 complex-mediated actin nucleation.
CUGUAUCCUUUGAAAUAAAGUUCACCGCUCGGGUUGAAGACAAAAGAGCGACAUAGCCUGAGAUGGACGGAGAUACUGACUUCCGAUAUCAGAGUGAUAAUCUAUGAUACGGUGCAACAGUCUUGGCGCCCGGCGUCUUAGCCGUUCCACAAGCUCUCCACCUCCGCCUUGUCGUCAACACGGUGGACCUCGACAACACCAUCUCUUCAGCCCGCAACCAUGUCCCAAUCACUGCGUCCGUACCUAAAAUGCGUUCGGUCAUCCCUUACGGCGGCCAUCUCGCUCUGCGACUUCGCCUCGCAAACAGCGGAACGUCACAAUGUGCCCGAGAUCGAAGCCGGCAAAUCUCCGGAGGUGCUGCUGAAUCCUCUCACCGUCUCCCGCAACGAACAUGAGCGCGUGCUCAUUGAGCCGUCGAUCAACUCGAUCCGUGUUUCCAUCAAGAUCAAGCAGGCCGACGAGAUCGAGAAUAUCCUUGUGCACAAGUUCACUCGGUUCUUGACGCAACGUGCGGAGAACUUCUUUAUUCUGCGGAGGAAGGCGGUUAAGGGUUACGACAUCUCGUUCUUGAUCACCAACUUUCAUACCGAGCAGAUGUUGAAGCACAAGCUGGUGGACUUCAUCAUCCACUUCAUGGAGGAGGUCGACAAGGAGAUCUCCGAGAUGAAGCUGUUUCUCAAUGCGAGAGCCCGUUUCGUCGCCGAAGCUUUCCUCACCCCGUUCGAUUGAUUGCGCGUCGGAAGGUCGGUUGGCUGUGGUGGGUUGGAGCUCGGGGGAUGGUGACGGUUCUGUGUAUCGGCGUGACUUAUACCUAUUGCGUAAUAACGGGUGUGAUGCUGCUGCCUGUUCCUCUGUCUGUUUUGCCAGCGUUCGUUGUGUUCUUAUAUAUAGACAAAAGGGUGAAAGAGAUGAGAUGGUCAUUGGUUGCAAGAUAGCUGCUGAAGUACCCCCGCCCCACAACGCAAAGCUCAACAUCUUCCUGG